AUGGCUUUCCUGUUCCUCGUCAUUUCUGUUCAUAAGGGCUACAUCCGUCGAGUAUGUCGGUGAAUUGUCUUUUCACAUCACUAAUCAUAGAUGGACGAAACCCAACAUUCCAAUCGUCGUAACCGACGGAGUCCACUGGUGCUCCAUAAGCUGGGCCUAAGUGCGGUGGCUUGCGCGUGGGUUUGUUUACGGCGAGACCGGCUUGUGGUACCUCCACCUCAUCCCCUCCUCCCACACCUGUAUCGCGUUUCGAAGACAAGACAAAGUCAGGAUGACCGGAGACAGACGUGGACGAUGCCCACAAGCCACCGUUUCACCACGUAG
Molecule: messenger RNA, 324 nt
Organism: Spirometra erinaceieuropaei
Lineage: Eukaryota; Metazoa; Platyhelminthes; Cestoda; Diphyllobothriidea; Diphyllobothriidae
Source: the annotation of a GenBank genome assembly